Seriola dumerili (greater amberjack) is the source of this 1004-nucleotide messenger RNA. Its product is annotated as B-cell receptor CD22-like. The coding region runs from base 31 to 975 and encodes 314 amino acids. The record is from RefSeq and is a predicted model, not a curated record. Lineage: Eukaryota; Metazoa; Chordata; Actinopteri; Carangiformes; Carangidae. The transcript has 8 exons.
UUCACCUCCAUCAGUUCUGAGGACAGAGGGAUGUACUACUGCAAGUCUGAGAAUCAAUACGGACAGAUCAACUCUACAUCUCUAUCUCUAGAUGUCCAUUUUGAGUGGGGGAAGGGCAGUGAGGGCAGUUCAGUGACUCUGACCUGUAGCAGUGAUGCUAACCCAGCAGCUAAUUACACCUGGUACAAGGAGAAUGACCGUAAACUUCCCAGUCAACAACCACAGCUCUUCUUCAGGUCCAUCCAGCCCUCUGAGUCUGGAGAGUAUUACUGUGCAGCUGAGAAUGAGAUGGGGAGGAGGACAUCAGCACGCAUCUUUAUUGAUGUAAAAUAUGCUCCAAAGCUUCUCUCUGUGUCAGUGAGUCCCUCUGGUGAGAUAGUGGAGGGCAGUUCAGUGAAUCUGACCUGUAGCAGUGAUGCUAACCCAGCAGCUAAUUACACCUGGUACAAGGAGAAUGAAGACUCACCAAAAGCUUCAGGACAGAUCUUCACCAUCACUGACCUCAGACCUGAACACAGUGGGAAUUAUUACUGUGAAGCCCAGAACACAAGAGGACGUCGUAACUCCACCUUAAAUCUGACUGUUGUAGCAGGAGCAUGGAUGUUAGCAGCCAUCGGAACAACCACUGCUGUCAUCAUCGCUGUCGUUCUCCUCUCUGUCUCUAUAUUGAUGAGCUGUUUAACCAGAAAAAAGAGGGCCUCCGAGCACCCAUCUGAGCCUGGAGAGAGAGCAGACAACAGGGAACAGAUUCAGCAGGAUGACCUCACCUAUGCCAAUGUCACGUUCUCCCAGAACGACGUGGAUCUUCUCUACUCCAACAUCAGAGCAGCUCGGCCCGGGAGACAAAAGGACGGGGAGGAUAUUGAAUACGCUGCGGUCAAAUUUAACAGUGGCAGCGCUGCCCCGAGAACCAGAGGUGAAGAAACACGGGAGGAUGUUGCUUCUCUGUACAGCACAAUCAACAAAACCUGCUGAACACACGGGGAACAGCCAACCUGGUACUU